This is a messenger RNA of Acanthisitta chloris (rifleman), 866 nucleotides long. It is a transcript of the gene RGS5, whose product is annotated as regulator of G-protein signaling 5. The transcript has 5 exons. The coding region runs from base 70 to 615 and encodes 181 amino acids. The record is from RefSeq and is a predicted model, not a curated record. NCBI's taxonomy places the organism in Eukaryota, Metazoa, Chordata, Aves, Passeriformes, Acanthisittidae.
CCACUGCUGCCUGGUUUAGCCAUCACUCACACUCUUCUCACAGCCGAGGAAAAACUACAGCCUGCCAAGAUGUGCAAAGGAUUAGCAGCGCUGCCCCACACGGGCCUGGAGAGGGCCAAGGAGAUCAAGACAAAGUUGGGCACACUGCUCCAGAAGCCUGACUCGACCAUCGACUUCAUCAUCCCCUACCCUGAGAAGCAGGAGAAGCCGCCCAAGGCCCAGAAGCCAUCACCGGAGGAGGCUCUGCAGUGGCGCGAUUCCUUGGAGAAGCUCCUGCAAAACUCCUAUGGGCUCGCCAGCUUCCGCAGCUUCCUGCGCUCUGAGUUCAGCGAGGAGAAUGCUGAGUUUUGGGUGGCCUGUGAGGACUACAAGAAAACCAAGUCCCCUGUGAAGAUGGCGGAGAAAGCCAAGAAGAUCUAUGAGGAGUUCAUCCAGACUGAGGCACCCAAAGAGGUGAACAUCGACCACUUUACCAAGGCUGUGACCAUGAAGAACCUGGUGGAGCCAUCACCAACCAGCUUUGACAUGGCCCAGAAGAGGAUCUUUGCCCUGAUGGAGAAAGACUCCCUGCCGAGAUUUGUGCGGUCGGAGUUUUAUCAAGAGUUAAUCAAGUAGCAAUGUGGCAGGGCUGUGCAAAGCAUCCCCACUGCUUCUAUCUCAACACCUGCCCCUUCUCCUGCAGCUGCUUUGCUUUCUUCAUACCACCCUAGAAGAGCACCCAGGGGUGUUGCUAAACAUCUCCCCCCGUGCUUUGGACUGUCAGAUGUCCUGGUGUUUCCUCUCUUAGCAUCUCUUUCCUCUCCCACAAAAAAACAAUUUUCAAAAAUUUCAUGAGGUUGAGACCCAGAAGGGUGAUGCAGCAGCCC